GAGGAAAAUGAAGUUUUGAGUAAAAUGAGAUGUCUAUGUUUUUUCAUAAAAACUGUGCUUUCAGUCAUUGGAGUUUUUGGCUCAUGUCCACAGAAUUCACCAAAUAUUGUGAUAAGCAGUUGUGAUGGAAUAUUAAAAUCUGAAACAGAACUUUAUAUCGACUUUACAAAGAUAAAUCAACCGUGUAACUGCAUUGUGAUCCCGGCGUUUGAUGGUGACUUGUUUGUGAGAGCAGAGGUAAACGUAUCUCAAUGUGAUGCAUUUGUAAGAGUUAACAACACUUUUCUUUUCAACUGUCAAGAGAAAGUUGAAUCAUCAACUGUUAAAGUGAAGAAAACACACCCAGUUACAGUGGAAGCUGACUUCAAAUCAGAGAGUUCUCGUACAAGUUUUUACCACUGUCUACGCAUUCAGGAAAAUGGCGGAAGAAAUGGACUUUUGGAAGCUAAAUGUGGAACAUCGACAUUUACGAGUACACAAUCUUUGACAGACACAUCAGCGACAAUAAUACAUCAAACCAGUUCUCAAAUAUUGUUGACUACGAUUCCUUUUACAUUACAAGACAAAACAGUCAGUCACACUAGCGUUCAAGAAGGCCAAUCAAAUCUCCCUUUCCAAAUAUCUUUGGGGAUUUUUGUGAUGAUUGCGGUUGUGUCAGUGAUGCUCAAUAUAUACUUCUUCAGUAUGAUAAGCAAAAAUACCACAGCAAAGAAAUCUUCGAAAGAAACUUUUGGUGAAUUGGACCGGUCUGGUAUAAAUCAUUCCCACGCAGAUACGUACACAGAGCUGGACAUGUCAAAUAUUGUAACAGUGACUGCAGAGUCAACAAACAAAUAUGACUCAUUGCAACCUCAAAACCACUACAUCAAUUAGACUAUUUCUAUUUGGCUUGUGCUUACGAUUUGUUGUAAAUUGAUUU
Molecule: messenger RNA, 919 nt
Organism: Saccostrea cuccullata (small rock oyster)
Lineage: Eukaryota; Metazoa; Mollusca; Bivalvia; Ostreida; Ostreidae
Exons: 6
Coding region: 25-873 (282 amino acids)
Source: RefSeq, a predicted model, not a curated record